AUGACCACUUCCGCCAGCCCUUUUCACGCCGCGACGGCUGAGAAUGCGACCGAGGACGACCCCGCGACCGCCUCCGACGCAUUUUUCUAUACCCAGGAUGACUCCGACCCCUCGGCCAAUGUGCCCGAGAUCUCCGGUGACCCCGAUGCAGAUGAUAUCGACCCAAAGCAGGCCAAGGAGCCUCUGCCGAUGCAGAAGAGGCGACGAGUGACUCGGGCUUGUGAUGAAUGUCGUCGAAAAAAGAUCAAGUGCGAUGGCAAACAACCGUGCACCCAUUGCACGGUCUACAGCUAUGAAUGCACUUACGACCAACCCUCCAAUCGUCGCCGCAACCCCGCCCCUCAAUAUGUCGAGGCGCUCGAGAACCGCCUCCACAAGGCCGAAGCUCUCCUUCGCGUCGUACUCCCCGAUAUUAAUCUCGAUGACCCUCGAUUCGAUGUACACGCGACGCAACAAAUGCUGGCGACGGUCAAGCGAGAGAAACUUCCGCAGCAGCCGCAGCAGCCGCAGGAACCCGCACCCCAAUUUCCACCCUCUCAACCCCAAACUCUCCCUCCGGCCCACGUUAACUCUAGACCGACUGUAGCCGCGGCCGGCCCGGCGGAUGCGGCGCCGGAGCAUGGAGGAUGUGAGGAGUCUUUGCUGGAGUCAAUGGUCGAUAAUUCGGGGUUCUUGGACUUGGAUGACCAAGGUCAUUGGGAUUACCACGGACACACUUCCGGUGUCAUUUUCAUCCGUCGAUUGCGGAAGCAGUUGGGUGCUGCGGACAUCUCGGCGCCUACGCUCCGGUCGCGCUCGAUCACGCAGCAGAUGCUAGACAGUCCCAAAUCUGCGUCGGAAUCGCCGCAGGACGCAACGUUGCCUCCCACGCAUGAUCUACCGCCACGCGAUGUCGCACGGCGUCUGUGUUACAAUGCAUUGGAAGACGGAUGUUCCUUGAUGCGAUUUGUCCACGAGCCUUCGUUCUUUGCGACCUUCGAGCGGGUUUACGACACCCCUCCCGAACAGUAUUCCAACGAAGAGAAUUCGUUCUUGCCGCUUCUAUAUAUCGUGAUGUCCGUCGGUUGUUUGUUUUCGGAUGAUAGGACUGGUCCCCUGGAUCUUUCCGGCUAUGAGAGUGCGAUUGGCCAAGGAUUUCAAUUCUUCAAAGCUGGUCGCCAGCUCUUGGAAAUCACCGACUGUCGCGACCUCACCUCCCUACAGGCGAUCUGCUUCAUGGUGCUCUUCCUCCAGUCUUCUGCCAAAUUGAGUACAUGCUAUUCUUAUGUCGGUAUUGCGCUUCGCUCCGCUUUGCGAUUGGGACUUCAUCGCUCCGCAGUGACGGCCCAUUUUAACCCCCUAGAGCGAGAGCUGCGCAAGCGCAUUUUCUGGGUCGUCCGGAAGAUGGAUGUCUACGUGAGCACGAUGCUGGGGCUGCCUCAGAUGUUGAGCGACGACGACAUCGACCAGGAAUAUCCUGCCUCUAUCGAUGGAGACUUCAUCACCCAGGACGGCGUUCUGCCCGCGCCUAAGGACUAUACGCCUCUUAUGGCCGGGGCUAAUGCGCAUACGCGCCUGUCCAACAUCAUCCUGAAAGUGGUGAAAUAUAUAUACCCAGUCAAGAAUGCCCAGCACCGUUCCGAGUCUGAUCAGCGCUACGUCGUGAGCCACUCGAAAAUUCGUGAGAUCGAACGCGAUCUCCAGGCGUGGAUGGAAGAACUGCCCGCAGCUCUUCGACCGGGGACGGAGGUCUCCCCUCAACUAGAGCGUGUACGACAACUGUUGCGAAUUAGCUAUGCACACGUACAAGUCGUCAUGUAUCGACCCUUCUUGCAUUACGUCUCGAGCGGCUCGCAGGCGCGCGGCGUGGACCGACGCUCAUAUGCCUGUGCCGCCGCUUGCGUGAGUGUCUCUCGGAACAUCGUUCACAUCACUACCGGCAUGCAUAAAAGAGGACUGCUCAACGGAUCCUUCUGGUUCACCAUGUACACCACCUAUUUCGCCAUCCUCUCGUUGCUUUUCUUCGUGCUUGAAAACCCUGAUUCGCCAACGGCGAAGGAUGGAGUCCUCAAAGAUGCGAUGGAAGGCAAGAACACACUUGCCGGGCUGGCGAAGAAGAGUAUGGCAGCGGACCGAUGCUCGCAGAGCCUGAAUUCUCUGUUCAAGAAUUUGCCGGAACUGUUGAAGAAUCGGCAGACCACAGCAAACCCGGUCAACCUGAAGCGACCCGCCCCGGCGAGCAACAAUGAAGUCAACAGUAAUACCAACAGCACCUCGCCUCUGUUCGAAAAGCAACCGCCCCAACGGUCAAGCACUUUCCCCAUCCAAUUGCUUAAUCGGGGAUCCAAAGAAGCCAGCAAUACGCCCAAGAGUCUGGACGACAGCAGUUCAGGCCACCGACGCUCGCCCUCGAAUGCCCGUCUUAAUCAUGCCUCGACCUGGUUCGCGUCCACGCCCGAAGGGGCCUCGGAACCCGUGUCGACCCCAUCGGAUACUUACCCGGUGAGCGAGCCCGUGGGCGCCUCAUCCAACACGGCAUCACCGAUGCCUAUGUCAUUGCCGAUGCGAGACGCAUCCGCCACUCAGUAUGCCUCGCACCCCUUUAACACCAACGCGGCGAAUCUGCCUGAUCUUAUGGGCAUCAUGUUCCCGUCCGACGACCCGUUCGCCUACCCCACGCAACCCAUGUCCACGCUGGAAGAUGGUCAUUUCCGACAGGACGGUGGUGCUCCAUUCGGCGUGAACCCGGCGUCGCAACAGUCUGCCAUCUCAUCUGGUCCUGAAACCAUGGGAGUGUCGACGCCGAAUCUGGAUAACUUCGCCAAUUUCCCCCUCUUCCCCAACGGCACCCCGACGCCGAUGCACGCGACCUUACCCACCCGGCUCGCCAACCCGUCCCAUAUCAGCCAGUCACGACUACAGUCGCCCGUCUCACAUGGAUCAACGCCAGGGGCCACUGGCGAAGCCGUCAACAGCCCAGAUCUGGUGUCGCUUCCCAACAACAAUUACAUGUGGCAGGGCUACAACUUCCAGCCCCAGGACUUCCAACAAGGCGUGUCCGCACAGCCGGCUAUGCCGUCAGGCCAGGCGCCUGAUCUCGGAAUGGGUCUCGACGACCCCAACUCGCUAGGAAUGGGCAUCGAUCUAGGGAUCUCCCUAGAUGACAUCUUCGGGAACGGCGACGCGACUCGAGGCGGACUGCCGAUUGACGAUUGGACACAAUGGAAUCCGAGUGGUUAG
Molecule: messenger RNA, 3219 nt
Organism: Aspergillus melleus
Lineage: Eukaryota; Fungi; Ascomycota; Eurotiomycetes; Eurotiales; Aspergillaceae
Gene: GIN1
Product: putative C6 transcription factor (Mut3)
Exons: 4
Coding region: 1-3219 (1072 amino acids)
Biological process (GO): positive regulation of transcription by RNA polymerase II; DNA-templated transcription
Cellular component (GO): nucleus
Molecular function (GO): zinc ion binding; sequence-specific DNA binding; DNA-binding transcription factor activity, RNA polymerase II-specific
Source: RefSeq, a predicted model, not a curated record